GAAUUGCUUGAUCAACUCGCCUUGUUGCGAGCACAGCUCAAUAAGUCUGUUCAUGAAUUCGAUGUUAUUUUAAGCCCGAAACGGACGAAGGGAUUCAAGUGGACAGUGAAUAUUGAGCAUGCGACCCUCAAAGCUCUCAAAGAUUCCAUACAUCCAGCACUUGAAAAUGAUGGAGCGGUGUUCAACGUUGUCUGCGACAGCGGGAAAUACUCACCUCGAAACGAUCAAGUAUUGUGUGAAAUGCUCCGGUUGCUGAUAUCAAAGAAUAACCUCAAGAUUACCGUGUUCAUAGAGACUCCCUCAAAAGCGUUCUCAGAUUGGACUCUUGGUUCAGUGUGUCAGCUUUUUAGUCUUAGCGCCGAAACAGAAGAUCCAACAUUAGCAGUGUUCCCACUCUUUUCGUGUGGUAGUAUCGAACCAUCGCAAGAAGUGUUUAAAAAUCUCAUGCUAGAGUUAAAUUCACGACUUGACAUCACUCCAAUAAAUCUGAUAUCAAUCGAAGUCACGAAAUCUAUAUACGUCUAUUCAUACCUGCUUGCUGGAGCGAAUAAUUUCAAAGGUGUAUUCGAGGUCCGCCCUCAAAAAAAUCUUUCUGGUCCGAAUGGACAUGGUCCUGUUGAUUUCACAAUCGACUUGCGUCGAACGGCAAAAACUGUGGGAGUCACUGAGGUUAAGAAGGAUAAUUUUGUCAAAGGAGUUGUUCAAUGUGCGGUCCAGCUCGAGUCAUCCUUGUCGAAUCGUAAACGCAAGGCUAAUGAGUUAGAAGAGAAUCCGACAGUUGGAAAAGUUUUUGGGAUAGUUACCGACGCUGAGAAAUUUUAUUUUAUGGAAUGCUCCCUAGAUGAACAGGAAUGA
Molecule: messenger RNA, 855 nt
Organism: Ambispora gerdemannii
Lineage: Eukaryota; Fungi; Glomeromycota; Glomeromycetes; Archaeosporales; Ambisporaceae
Source: the annotation of a GenBank genome assembly